Messenger RNA from Aplosporella prunicola CBS 121167, 600 nucleotides. RefSeq lists its product as uncharacterized. Bases 16 to 252 code for a protein of 78 amino acids. Gene Ontology annotation, biological process: kinetochore assembly; mitotic cell cycle; chromosome segregation. Gene Ontology annotation, cellular component: kinetochore; nucleoplasm. Gene Ontology annotation, molecular function: protein heterodimerization activity. The transcript has 4 exons. Lineage: Eukaryota; Fungi; Ascomycota; Dothideomycetes; Botryosphaeriales; Aplosporellaceae. The record is from RefSeq and is a predicted model, not a curated record.
CCCAGCACCACCGCAAUGGCUCCAUCGCAGUCCCUCUACCCGCGCGCCACCGUCAAGCGCAUCGUCAAGGCGCACAGCAAUCGCCCGCUGAGCAAGAAUGUCGACAUCAUGAUAUUCCUCGACUACAUGCUCUUCAUGGACGACCUCAUGCGCGAGUCGAGCAUCAAGUCGAAGCAGGCGGGGGAGCGGGGCAUCUCCGCGCGAUCGAUCCGGAAGGUCAGAGAGAAAUCGCUGCGCAAAUUCAAAGGUUGAGGAAUACGGCGGCGCUCGAUGGGCGGGUCUAUCUAUGGUGCGGCGUUACGGGCAAGAAUGGCGUAUUUGGGGUUAUGCUUCUCAGCGGGCAGGAUAGACGAUUGCGGUUUUCUAUAUGCAUGGCAGAGGGGGAUUUUCAGUUUCGGUAAUAUUGGCUUCGCGAGGAUUCAUGUGGUGCUUAGUGUGUUAUGCACGGCAUUGCACAUAACAAGCUAUGUUCCAAACACAAGGAACUAAAACACCAGCAGCAAGAGUUCGGAGGGACGAAUGCAGAAAGGACACUUAGAGUAGACAGCUCUAUUCCCAACCCAUCUACAAAUUGAAAAGCAGCCAUGCAUGCUAACACGU